Messenger RNA from Phragmites australis (common reed), 436 nucleotides. RefSeq lists its product as uncharacterized. NCBI's taxonomy places the organism in Eukaryota, Viridiplantae, Streptophyta, Magnoliopsida, Poales, Poaceae. The record is from RefSeq and is a predicted model, not a curated record. The transcript has 4 exons. The coding region runs from base 21 to 380 and encodes 119 amino acids.
UCUCAGUGGCCAUUAGAAGAAUGGAAGGAGCUGGAUUGAAGCAUAUAUCAACACCUGCAGCUAUUUACAUUGACCAAACAAAGCUCUUAGGACAGACGUCUCACUCUGACCAUCCAAUGAACCAUAAACAAACACUUGAACAAGAAUUAAUAUAUCCAGUGAAGCUUCAGGACAGAAGAUUGCUUGAAAGAAGCAUACCUGAUCUGACUCUUUUGGCCGAGGUGAUCGAGGUUACUCCGGUACACUGUGUCGUCCAAGUGUCCAAGUCCACUGGGGAUCUGAGAACAUAUAGAGAGUUCUGCAGAAGCCUAUCGAGGUUGCUGAAUGGAGAGCAGCAGCCUGGCAGUUCAUCUGAUUUGGAAGUGAGCACAUCUGAGUAGAGGAAGAUCAAUAAACCUCCAACAGAUAGCUGAACCAGUAGACCUCCAUUGUCUCA